This is a messenger RNA of Caenorhabditis angaria, 1444 nucleotides long. NCBI's taxonomy places the organism in Eukaryota, Metazoa, Nematoda, Chromadorea, Rhabditida, Rhabditidae. The record is from the annotation of a GenBank genome assembly.
UUGAAGUGGAUCACAACCACUUACACAAACGAUAAAUACACGAAAAGGUUGAUGUGCAAUCAUUUAUUGACUACAAAUCAUAUUAUGACAAGAAGGGGGACGGUUUAGGACCGUCCCGAGACACAAAACCUACUAAAACCCUAGAAAACAAUCAAAAGCUCAACUCGGUUCGAAAACUUGAAAAACUAAGCAAAACCAGAAAUGCGCAACACAAACACGUCAGUGCUUUGACGUUGGCGCGUUUUGUGUGCACCGCGGCUAUUUGAAUACGGAGUUUUACCAGGGAUAUUACUAUUCUUCUCGGCGCCCCAGUCACAGCUUCACCAAAAGAAUGGGCAAAAGUGUGUAAAGUGGUGAGCGGUCGAGUCAUAAAUGGAUAUUGUGAGACUGAUUGGCUACUCCGAUUCUUGUAUCGAACAAUGAGUGUACAAUUUCGAAUUUCUGGAACUGGACCCGUGGAAAAUCAGACGAAUAAGAAGAUUUAUAUUUAUAAUUUGAGUCAUAUUGUGAGUGCGUUUUGGGCGGGAAAUUUGAAAAAUAUUGCUCCGAGACCCAAAAAUUCGAAAUUUUCACAGUUUUUUGGUCUUGAAGCGAUUUUUGACGCCAAAAAUUGAUUUUUUUUCACGGUGUUUUGAUCUUGGGACGAUCUUAGAGAGUAAAAAUUAGUAGUUUUGGGUCUCAAAGCGAUUUUCAAGAAUUUUGCGGCCAAAAAUUUUGAAGAAUCGCUUCGAGACCCAAAAAUUCGAAUUUUUCACUCCUUUUCAUCUUGAAACGAUUUUUGGCGCCAAAUUGAACCUAUUUUGGGUCUCGGAGCGAGUUUCGAAGGUUUUGGCGCCAAAAAUAAAAAUGAAUCGCUUUGAGACCCAAAAAAAAUCGAAAUUUUUACAACUUUUAGGUCUUGAAGCGAUUUUUGGCUCUAAAAAUUGAAAUAAAUCGUUUCGAAACCCAAAAAUUCGAAAUUUUCGCAGUUUUUUGGUCUUGAAGCGGUUUUUGACGCCAAAUUGAACCUUUUUUGGGUCUCGGAGCGAUUUUCAAGGGUUUUGGCGCUAAAAUUUUGAAAAAUCGCUUCGAGACCCAAAAAAAUCGAAAUUUUUACAAAUUUUAGGUCUUGAAGCGAUUUUUGGCUCUAAAAAUUGAAAUAAAUCGUUUCGAAACCCAAAAUUUUUUUGGUUUUUGGCGCCAAAAGAAUUUUUUUUUUUGAAAAUCUGAAAUUUCAAAGUUUUUACCGCCAAAAAUAAAUUUUCAAAAUUUCCUAGCAAAAUUUUGAAUUCCCAAAAACCCAACAAAAUUUUCGCAGGUCAAAGGUCACAUGGAUUAUUCGAGCCGGUUAACCGAAGUUCUCGAAGCGGUCGGCGUGAAAACCGGAAAAUUUGUCGACGCAAAUCUGAAUUAUGAAGAAGCUGAAGAGGCGAAAGAGGAAAAAUCUGCGCAGGAGGAAAAUUGA